CGCUUUCGGCUUUGGUUCUGCACUCUUAAACCUAUCGAACCACCUACCUUUCUUUCCAAUCCCCCCAAUCCAAUCCAACCCAACUCACCUGACCACCCACUUGAUUUGACUCUGAAGAAACCCAAAAGCAAUGUCGGAUCUCUUUACCACUUUCGAUAGCAACGGCGACGCCGAGCACCACCCGCACCACCACAACUCCACAUCGUCCGGCAGCGGGCACCACCACGACCCACCCAUGGCCUCGCCUUCCCAGCACAGUCCGAUGACCAACAACAGCAACUCAUCCUCGCAGAACGGCGGCCCGGUUUCCGGUUUGGCCACGGGCAUGGGCACCCCAUCUGGUGGUAGCAAGACAUCCAAUCACACAGCAUCCGCCGCCGGCUCCGAGAACACCCCCAUGCUCACCAAGCCGCGUCUCACGGAACUAGUGCGGGAGGUGGACACCACCACGCAGUUGGACGAGGAUGUCGAGGAGCUGCUCCUCCAGAUAAUCGACGACUUUGUCGAGGACACCGUGAAGUCAACUAGCGCCUUUGCCAAGCACCGCAAGUCCAACAAGAUCGAGGUGCGUGACGUCCAGCUGCACCUCGAGCGCAAGUACAACAUGUGGAUACCCGGCUUCGGAACGGACGAACUGCGUCCCUACAAGCGGGCCGCCGUCACGGAGGCGCACAAACAGCGCCUGGCCCUCAUCCGGAAGACGAUCAAAAAGUACUAGGAUCGAAGGCUGGAGGAUCGGAACGAGGCUUUGUGUCGGUUUGCCGGAUUUCGUGUACGCUACCCGCACAUGCCACAAACUAUUUUAAGCUCCAAUGUAGACUAAAGAACAAAUUUACCCCGUUCUAUUUUAGAUGUAAAAAAAAAUAAAUGUACACAGUUGAUUUUACAUUUAACAA
Molecule: messenger RNA, 896 nt
Organism: Drosophila gunungcola (fruit fly)
Lineage: Eukaryota; Metazoa; Arthropoda; Insecta; Diptera; Drosophilidae
Gene: Taf12
Product: transcription initiation factor TFIID subunit 12
Exons: 2
Coding region: 131-718 (195 amino acids)
Biological process (GO): RNA polymerase II preinitiation complex assembly; DNA-templated transcription initiation
Cellular component (GO): SLIK (SAGA-like) complex; transcription factor TFIID complex; SAGA complex
Molecular function (GO): TBP-class protein binding; protein heterodimerization activity; DNA binding
Source: RefSeq, a predicted model, not a curated record